AACCGAGAAUCUGGUCACGUGGCGUUUAAUUUAGACUAAUGCAAUUGGGCCAUUACGAUUUAGCGUCACUGAACUCCCAUUAUGAAAUUGCACUUGGGUGUUUAUGGCUACGCAUUUCUCCUUCUCAAACAUACAAGUGGUUUCAGAGCGCUUUUGCCUGUCCCCUAACUGGUUUAUUGUAUUUUAUCUAAAGUCGCUAAACGCGUUUUAAUUGCUUGUCUAUUUUAUGUACCACUACUUUUAAGUUGUAUAUUGCCUCCCUUACAUGGUGAAUACGGAUUAUAAAUCAUUUUACACCAUUAUUCCUCUUACAAACUACCAUGGAUAUGUUUUCAAAUUGCGUCGUUUCACUUACGCUUCAUAAAACCUUUUCAACAUCGCGGAGAAGUCACGGAUAACGGUUUCCUUCCCUUUUCAAACGAGAGUAGUAUAUAAACACCAUUAAGCGUCGUUACGAGGCCUGAUUUGUGUGAAAUGGAUUUACCUCAACUUUAUGAUGGUGCAUGAGAGCCCCAUUAAGAUAUGAGAUAAAGUGCCAUUAUUGUCAUUUGAAGAGGUCCAUGGAAACACAAUACAUAUGGCCUCGAUUACUCUUGCAUUUAAUAAUAAAUACUGUGUAUUUUUCUGUUCUUAAAAUGUAACAUUUAACAUUUUCCGUGCAUUGGCACUGAUCAGUCCUCCACACAUUUGACUGUUUGGUGCGCACACAUAUCUAACUAAUUGAGUUGUGUUUCACUCACCAUGAUAAUUCGUUUACACCGAACAGCUCGUCUUUAUUUAUCCACGAGGCCUUUAGUUUAAUGAACCGAUAGCGGGUGUGCUUAAUGGCGAGUGAGCUUUGUUAGAGGGUAAGACGGACAAAAUGUCAAGGCUACAUGUGUACUGAUUGUCUGUGUCACUGGUUUCCAAAGUUCCUGCAUGGAAAAGAAUUUAGCUUGGCAUUUAUUAUCUACAUUUUAUAUGCUUCAACUCCGAGACAAUCACAACGCACACACAUCUUAUGCGAAAGAAAAACGAUAAAAGGAUAAGAGAAAAUAGUUAUAUAAGGAACAUAUAACUGAAUGGUUCUUCUGGAAUUACAAAUAAGUAAUUUAUUGGCAUUAGCAUCUUUAUUUUUAAUACACUAAUAACAAAGGUUCCUGAAACUAUCUUUUUUGAACUGUAUAAAGAACCUUAAAAAGCCACAGAAACCACCUGUUGCAGAAAAGGUUCUUUCUUGUAAAAAAUGGUUCUUCUGAAGUUCAAGGGUUCUUUGGUGAACCAAAAAUGGCAUCGCUGCACUCUUAAAAUUAGGUUCUUAAAAAGGUUCCUCAUGAUGCUGCAGAAGAACCUUUUUGGUUUCUCAAAGAACCAUUCAGUUAAAAGUUGAAGAACCCAUUGUUUCAUAUAUUUUAUAAUCUAUAAAGAUUAUCUUUAAACAAAAAGAUUAUUUGGAUGUUAAAAGUAUAAGGGACCAUUCAGCCAAUAAUGGUUCUUCAAUGUGAAGCACAUUUAUUUUUAUGAGUGUAUAGCACCUUUGUCAUAACAUCUGCUUUGCGACGUUUUUCAUGGUUUAGUAGGCCUAUUUAAUGAAAUAUUGUGCGUGGAGAGCACGGUCGUGGAUCCUCCGACUCACCUGUCUUUGUAUACAGACUAUAUCACAACUGCAGGUGUAGCACAUAUAGACGCAGGCAAACAGAACUUGUUUGCCAAGGGCAUUGAUUUGAGCGUGGUCAGAUCUGUUCAAUUAUUGUCAAACCGUGGGGCAGUGGAAAGGAAACACCAACAGAAUCUACUGCCAGUUGUCAGCUUUGUGUAAACAGUGAAACCAAUGGUGCAGCAGGGUCACAUGGUCACGGUGGCACACCUAUGAGGCCCUAGAUCGGCGCCAGACGCUCAGACUGCAGGUAGAGCAGAGGUCCUGAUCAGGGGCAGGGCGCUGGCUCAUGUGCUCUUGUACAGCACGGCUUUCCCGGUCGUUGGCAAUCAUGAAUCGGGAAGAGCAUUAUUACUCACCUAACCAUCUCUACAAGGACUCUUGUGCCUUUCAGAGACACCAUAACAACGAAGACUACAUCCAAAACCCUCCACCGUGUCUGUAUAUGAGCAGACAGACGCAACCUGUCUACGCCUCGCCAUCUCUGGGCGUACAGGACCAACCAAAUCUUACCGACAUUACCUCUUAUAGCAUGUCGACCCGGGAUGAUCUGGCAGUAUCUCAUCUACACCUGCCUCAGACUCCACAACCACCACUACAGACGGUCGGGGGUUAUGGAGACUCUCUUGACCUGUGUGGAGAUCGGAACAGAUACCAACUACCCUUCCCGUGGAUGAAGUCAACGAAAUCUCAUACGCACGCUUGGAAAGGACAGUGGGCAGGUCAUUACAUGGUAGAGGCCGAAGAGAACAAGCGCACACGGACAGCUUACACCAGAGCGCAGCUUCUUGAGCUCGAGAAAGAGUUUCUCUUCAACAAAUACAUCUCGCGCCCUCGACGCGUAGAGCUCGCGCUGACCCUCAGCCUCACCGAGAGACACAUCAAGAUCUGGUUUCAAAACCGACGCAUGAAAUGGAAAAAAGAGGAGGACAAGAGGAGAGCAAGAGGAGUGGAUCCCGAACAAGACUCCUCCAUCACGUCCGGGGAUUUAAAGGAUGAUUCGUGUGCGACCCCUGGAACUCUAGUCGGACCCACAUCACCUCUGCACCCCCAUGGGCCCCCAGCGUCAUGAGACUAUAAAUACACAUUGACUUUAAGAGACUUGUGACAUCAACACAAUGUUUUGGCUGCCUACCAUUUAAAUAGGCAGCAGGGGGCAAUCUCAGUUUAAGUUUGAGAUGCAUAGACUCGUGAGAGGUGAAUUUUCCACUGAUCAAUUUGUGGAAGGUGUUUAUCAAAUCACAGCACUUCAUUUAAAUAUUAAGUAACACUUUUGCAAUAGGGUUCCAUUUGGUUAACAUCAGUUAACACCUGAACUAACAAUUAAGAACACCACAGCAUUUAUUAUUUAUCUUAGUAUAUGUUCAUUUUAACAUUUACUAAUACAUAUUGAUAUACUAAACCACCAUGUCCUGAAUGAUUAAUAAAUGCUAGGCAAAUAUGUUGUUUAUUGGUAGUACUAAUGCAUAAUGAUAAUGGUAAUGGUAAUGAAUGAGACCUUAUUCAUUGACCCUGUACAGUGUGACCAAAUAAGAUUUUGAGAGAACACUGUUUUAAUGUAUUCAUGUUUUAAAAAAAAAAACAUUGUAUUUUAUUAAUUUUAUGCAUUUAGUUCGACAAAUGGGAAAAUGAAUCUCAGAAACAUUCUUCCAUUAACAUUCAUAAUAUUUAUGUUUUUAAUGAAUGAGUCGCAUUUGGGCAGCUUGGCGUAGGAUAUGUCAUUUUUUAUUGGUUACAAAUAAGGAUAAUAAACUAACCCAUCAAUAAAAGUCUUAUUGGUAAU
This is a messenger RNA of Paramisgurnus dabryanus, 3419 nucleotides long. It is a transcript of the gene pdx1, whose product is annotated as pancreatic and duodenal homeobox 1. Gene Ontology annotation, molecular function: RNA polymerase II cis-regulatory region sequence-specific DNA binding; DNA-binding transcription factor activity, RNA polymerase II-specific. Gene Ontology annotation, biological process: type B pancreatic cell differentiation; regulation of transcription by RNA polymerase II. Gene Ontology annotation, cellular component: nucleus. The record is from RefSeq and is a predicted model, not a curated record. Lineage: Eukaryota; Metazoa; Chordata; Actinopteri; Cypriniformes; Cobitidae.